Messenger RNA from Mycena indigotica, 801 nucleotides. RefSeq names its product putative tRNA 2'-phosphotransferase. The transcript has 5 exons. Lineage: Eukaryota; Fungi; Basidiomycota; Agaricomycetes; Agaricales; Mycenaceae. The record is from RefSeq and is a predicted model, not a curated record. The coding region runs from base 1 to 801 and encodes 266 amino acids. Gene Ontology annotation, molecular function: tRNA 2'-phosphotransferase activity. Gene Ontology annotation, biological process: tRNA splicing, via endonucleolytic cleavage and ligation.
AUGGACGCCGCACCUGUUAUGCCCACAAAUGCUCUUGGAACAGCGCCGCGCAAUCGCAAGAAUCCUGCCAAACCCAAGGGGGACAACAAACAGCCCUCUCAGUCGUCUGCUCCUGCUAAAGGCUCUGGUUCAACCAAACUUCGGGGACUUCCAAAGGACUCGCCUGAGGUCCGAAUGUCGAAAACCCUCUCGUGGCUGCUCCGUCACGGCGCGCAGAGUGAAGGUCUUCCAAUGCGUCCCGAUGGGUUCGUCAAGGUCACAGAUCUCCUCGCAAACCCGCGGGUUGUACCGCUAGACCAUGCUCAACUACAGGAGAUGGUCAAGGCGGAUGCGAAGCAACGGUUUGCGCUGAUCGAAGAGGAGAGCGUAUGGUGGAUUAGAGCAAAUCAAGGACACUCCAUGAAGGCUGUCAAGGAACUCGAACUAAAGCCGAUUCUCUCUAUUUCUGAUAUUCCGACCAAAAUUGCUGUACACGGCACAACGAACGCAGCUUGGGAUUUGAUAGCUGCACAAGGCCUUUCCAAGAUGAAGAGGAACCACAUCCACCUCGCGCAAGGCAUUGCCAACGAGAAUGUCGUCAGCGGAAUGCGCAAGUCCUCUCAAAUCCUCAUAUUCGUGGAUAUAGAGCGUGCAUUGGUGGAUGGAAUCAAGUUUUCCCUCUCAGAUAAUGGGGUGAUAUUGACAGAAGGAGACGAGAGAGGAAUUCUACCUACGAAAUAUUUCACGCGAGUAGAAACAGCUAAGCGGAUACCUAUACCCGGCUGGGAGGGUGUUGCGCUGGAGCCGACUACGACUAGGUAG